Molecule: messenger RNA, 2216 nt
Organism: Suricata suricatta (meerkat)
Lineage: Eukaryota; Metazoa; Chordata; Mammalia; Carnivora; Herpestidae
Gene: RHPN1
Product: rhophilin Rho GTPase binding protein 1
Exons: 15
Coding region: 124-2070 (648 amino acids)
Biological process (GO): signal transduction; negative regulation of stress fiber assembly
Molecular function (GO): protein binding
Source: RefSeq, a predicted model, not a curated record
CGCACGCCCGGUCCGCGCCCGCCACCCGCGAGGAGGGAACAGUGGGGGACACUGCGCGGCGCCCCGGAGGGACCUGUCCCGGCCUCGGGUUCCAGGCGGUCAAGGCCCGAGCGGCGAGCGGCGAUGAUCCCCGAGGAGAGGCCGGACGGCCCGGGCUCCGAAGAGGAGAGCGCGCGCGGGCAAGCCGCCGGCAGCGUUCGCAAGGCCUGUGACCCCCUGGCACAGACACCGCGUGGCCGCCUGCAGAGCCGCAGGGCCCAGGUCCACCAGCAGAUCAACAAGGAGCUGCGGAUGCGGACGGGCGCUGAGAACCUGUACAGAGCCACCAGCAAUGCCUGGGUCAGGGAGACAGUGGCCCUGGAGCUGAGCAACGUCAAUUCCAGCCUGCAGCUGCUGAAGGAGGAGCUGGAGGAACUCAAUGGCAGUGCGGAGGCGGACCAGCCAGAGGGUGAAGGUGUCACUGUCCCUAUGAUCCCCCUGGGGCUGAAGGAGACCAAGGAGCUGGAUUGGUCCACACCCCUGAGGGAGCUGAUCUCUGCGCACUUCGGGGAGGACAGUGCCUCGUAUGAAGCGGAAAUCAGGGAGCUGGAGGACCUGCGGCAGGCCAUUCGGACCCCCAGCCGCAGCGAGGCGGGCCUGGAGCUGCUCAUGGCCUACUACAACCAGCUCUGCCUCCUGGAUGCACGCUUCGUCGCCCCGACCAGGAGCCUGGGGCUGCUCUUCCAGUGGUAUGACUCGCUCACGGGGGUCCCAGCCCAGCAACGGGCACUGGCCUUCGAGAAGGGCAGUGUGCUCUUCAACAUCGGGGCCCUCUACACCCAGAUAGGGGCUCGCCAGGACCGCUCCUGCCCCGAGGGCACCGGGCGCGCCACUGAGGCUUUUCAGAGGGCUGCUGGGGCCUUCAGCCUCCUGAGGGAGAACUUUGCCCGAGCGCCCAGCCCCGACAUGAGCCCGGCCUCGCUCUCCAUGCUGGAACGACUCAUGACUGCCCAGGCCCAAGAGUGCAUCUUUGAGGGCCUCUUGCUGCCAUCCCCCAAGGCCCCCCAGGGUUCCCUGGCUCGGGAGGCUGCACAGGUGGCAGCCGAGUACAGGCUGGCGCACCAGAGCACCGCCCAGCCUUCCAUCCGCGACUACGUGCCCUUCGCCUGGACCACCCUGGUGCGCGUCAAGGCCGAGUUCUUCCGCGCCCUGGCCCACUACCACGCGGCCGCGGCGCUCUGCGACAGCCCCCCGGCCGAGGCGGACUGCCCAGCGACCCCCCAGGCCGUCCUCGGGCUCCCGGCCACGUCUGGGCCCCCAGGUGCCGCACCACCUCAAGAGCAGGAGAGGCGCAGGAUGCUGGGCAAGGCCCACCUGAAGCGCGCCAUCCUGGGCCAGGAGGAGGCCCUGCGGCUGCACGCCCCGGGCCGCGCCCUGCGGAGGGUGGACCUGCUGCAGGCCGCGCUGGCCCAGGCCCUGCGGCGCUCGCUGGCCAGGUACUCGGAGCUCGACCGUGAGGACGACUUCCUGGAGACCGCGGAAGCCCCCGACAUCCCGCCUGAAACACAGCAGAAGCCAGAGAUCAGGGCGCCCAGCUUCUCCAGGGUGAAGGUGACAGAUAUCUUCCACCGGCUGGGGCCCCCGUCCGUGUUUUCAGCCAAGAACCGCUGGCGGCUGGUGGGGCCCGUGCAGGUGGCCCCGGGAGAGGCCGGCUUUGGCCUCACGCUUCGGGGGGACGCGCCUGUCCUCAUCGCCGCCGUCAUUCCUGGGGGCCCGGCCGCGGCGGCUGGCCUGCGGGAGGGUGACUACAUCGUGUCCCUGAACGGGCGGCCGUGCAAGUGGUGGAAGCACGCGGAGGUGGUGGCGCAGCUGAGAGGCGCAGGCGCGGACGGCGUGAGCCUGCAGGCCGUGACGCUGCUGCCGCCCGGCGCGGGGGACCACCGGCCGGCCCUGGGGGUGCUUCUGCGAGGUCAGAAGGAGUGUGGGCAGGGGCCACCAGCUCCCGCACCAGCCAGCCCCAGGCCCCUCCCCGGCUGGAGCUGCAACACCAAGAGGGGCAAGACCAGAGGGAGGCUGUCCCCACACCCCUGAGCCGCGUGCCACCCUCCCCCUCCCCAGGCUGGGAGUGAGGGGCCUGCCCCUCGGCCCCCCGCCCCCAUCCUGAAGGACUUUCAGCCCAGUUUGCUGCCCCACCCGGUGCCCGGAGCUGCCCAUUAAAAAGACCAUGUUAGAUGAGC